AUGGAUAUUUACUUUUCUCGCUCUGUGGACGCCGUCCUGACUGCCGCGGCUGUCCCGGACUACGUACUGGAGUAUGGUGAGUUUGCCUACUAUGGAAUUUACUUCCGGAGGGGAAAGGCAACUGACAAGUUAGCCCCCUUGGUAUGGCUGCAUAGCGAGGACCGAUACAGGCCUUCCGGCAUUGCUGAGCAUCUGAACCAUGUCGUGCCGCAAUUGGACUACGAAACGAUUGAGGGCGUCCCGGCACCACUUACCUUGGAUAACCUGAGCCAGCUCAAUGCGCUGGGUAACGAGAGCGUGUAUCUGACUUCGCAAGAAGGCAUCAAUGCCGAUCCGCAGCCUGAAUGGUUUUAUGGUGCAGAUAUCGAUGCGAACGGCCAAGCCAGCGAUGUUUCGUCGAUCAUCGUCGUGAAUGACCGCGGAGAUGGCGAGGUCGAUGCGUUUUAUUUUUAUUUUUAUUCAUAUAACCAGGGCAACACUGUUCUGGGCAUGGAGUUCGGUGACCAUGUUGGCGAUUGGGAGCAUAACAUGAUCCGAUUCCAGGACGGGGCGCCGCAGGUCAUUUGGUACAGCCAGCACUCUGGCGGACAGGCGUUCACAUAUGAAGCGACAGAGAAGCAGGGAGUGCGACCGAUAGCGUACUCCGGAAAUGGCACUCAUGCUGUAUACUCCAUUCCUGGUGGCCACGACCACACGAUCCCUGGCCUUAACCUCCCGGCCGGGUUUCUUGUUGAUCAAACGGACCGGGGCGUCCUGUGGGACCCUGCCGCGGGCGCCUAUGCGUAUAGCUAUGUGCCAGCCACACAGACAUUCGAGCCCUAUGACCCCAGCUACCCAGUCAACUGGUUGGGCUUCAACGGCAGAUGGGGAGAUGAUGCGCUCCAAGGAGGACCCGAACUAUUCGGUCAGGCCAAAUACGCUGGAGGGCCCAAUGGCCCGAAGUUCAAGAAUAUUCAACGAGAGGACGUGUGCCCAAGCAGCCCAUGUAUUGUCCUCCCGUUCCUGAUUUGGAGCGUCGAGUCAGCAGAGCCUGCCUCUGCGACGCAGACAGUUUCUGCGUGA
Messenger RNA from Aspergillus mulundensis, 1062 nucleotides. RefSeq lists its product as uncharacterized. The transcript is spliced from 4 exons. Lineage: Eukaryota; Fungi; Ascomycota; Eurotiomycetes; Eurotiales; Aspergillaceae. The coding region runs from base 1 to 1062 and encodes 353 amino acids. The record is from RefSeq and is a predicted model, not a curated record.